This is a messenger RNA of Mercenaria mercenaria, 1343 nucleotides long. Its product is annotated as prostaglandin reductase 1-like. The coding region runs from base 156 to 1151 and encodes 331 amino acids. Gene Ontology annotation, molecular function: 15-oxoprostaglandin 13-reductase [NAD(P)+] activity. The record is from RefSeq and is a predicted model, not a curated record. NCBI's taxonomy places the organism in Eukaryota, Metazoa, Mollusca, Bivalvia, Venerida, Veneridae. The transcript has 10 exons. Gene Ontology annotation, biological process: prostaglandin metabolic process.
AUAUAACUUAAUUUAUAUGUUCUCACGGAUAUUGUGUACAGUUGUCAGCCUUGACCGAGAACACAGUAUCACUACUUGUAACAUAUAAAAGUACUUUUCUCUUUUGGCAUCAGAAUUCGAAACAGACCAGAAGUCGGAUUAUUGGCUGGGUGAAAAUGGUGGACGUUUUAGUUAAAAAGUGGGUAUUUGCAAAGAAAUUUGAAGGUGAUGCGAGACAGGAAAAUUUUAAACUGAUCGAAGAAAAACUGGAAACAAACAUGAAAGAUGGUGAAAUGUUCACAGAGGCCGAGUUUAUUGCUGUAGAUCCAUAUCUAAGGGUAGAGCAACUUACAGAAGAGGGUCAUGAUACCAUUUUGGGAACACAAGUGGCAAAGGUAUUGGAGAGCAAAUCAAAAGCAUUCUCAGUCGGAAGUUACGUAAUGGGUGAGUUAGGAUGGCGCACGAACACAAUUUGUGACGAAAGUAAAGUAGAAAACCUUCCGGAAGUGGGUGACCUGCCUGUGUCGUCUGCUUUGGGUAUAUAUGGUAUGUCAGGCAUGACGGCAUACUUUGGCAUACACGACGUCCUUGACCCCAAAUCAGGAGAAGUUUUCUUUGUGUCGUCGGCUGCCGGAUCCGUUGGCAAUUUAGCCGGCCAGAUAGCAAAAAUAAAGGGAUGCAAGGUGAUUGGUUCCGCCGGAAGUCAGGAGAAAUGCGAUUGGCUAACAAAGGAACUAGGUUUUGACCACGUCUUCAAUUACAAAACAACAAAGUUGGAGGAUGCUGUUUCAGAGUUUUCUCCAAGCGGAAUCGACUGCUACUUUGAUAACGUUGGUGGUGAAUUCACAACUGCUAUGAUACGCCAUAUACGUCCAAAUGGACGUAUAUAUUGCUGUGGUUCCAUAAGCACGUACAACGACGAUGAGAACCAACCUAAAGGACCAUAUCCAUGGUAUUAUAUAUGUCAGCAAAAUAUCCGAAUUGAAGGAAAAGACGUGAGGAGUGUGAGAAAAGACAGAUAUAUACAAGCACAGCAGCAGAUGCUGCAAUGGGUGCAACAGGGAAAGCUGAAAUAUCGUGAACAUAUUACCACUGGCUUUGAAAAUAUUCCGACUGCAUUUUUGGAGUUAUUUCACGGUAAAACAAUCGGAAAAGCUGUGGUGAAGGUGUGAUUUCGUGCUAGACUCCAAAACCAAAUGUAGGAUAAAUGAAAAGACUAUGUACAACCGUGAUAUAAAUUCAUAUUUUUUCAUGUCAUGCUGUAAUUUGAAUUUAAGAGUUAGAAGCUUAUGCAGUUGUAUUUUUCUGUUUUCUAAAUACGCCCUGUUUUAAUUACAUUGUAAAUCUGCCAGUAAUGUUGAUUU